Molecule: messenger RNA, 1995 nt
Organism: Perognathus longimembris pacificus (Pacific pocket mouse)
Lineage: Eukaryota; Metazoa; Chordata; Mammalia; Rodentia; Heteromyidae
Gene: Irx1
Product: iroquois homeobox 1
Exons: 4
Coding region: 206-1642 (478 amino acids)
Biological process (GO): neuron differentiation; regulation of transcription by RNA polymerase II; cell development
Cellular component (GO): nucleus
Molecular function (GO): RNA polymerase II cis-regulatory region sequence-specific DNA binding; DNA-binding transcription factor activity, RNA polymerase II-specific
Source: RefSeq, a predicted model, not a curated record
GGGCGGCCGCCGCAGUCGGCGCGCGAUCGCGGAGCCGGGCGCAGCCGGGAGCCGGGCGCCAGCGAGCUCCGGGCCGAGGAGCAGCGACCGGCCCCCGCCCCGGGCCGGCCCAGCGCGCCCGGUGCCCCCGCGCGGCGGCCCCUCCGGCCCCCCCGCCGCCGCCCCUCGCCGCCCGCCCGCCCGCCCGCCGCCCGCGGCCGCGGUCAUGUCCUUCCCGCAGCUCGGCUACCCGCAGUACCUGAGCGCCGCCGGGCCCGGCGCCUACGGCGGCGAGCGCCCCGGGGUGCUGGCCGCGGCCGCCGCCGCUGCGGCCGCCGCCUCCUCGGGCCGGCCCGGGGCGGCGGAGCUGGGCGCGGGCGCGGGCGCGGCCGCCGUCACCUCGGUGCUGGGCAUGUACGCCGCGGCCGGCCCGUACGCGGGCGCGCCCAACUACAGCGCCUUCCUGCCCUACGCCGCCGACCUCAGCCUCUUCUCGCAGAUGGGCUCACAGUACGAACUCAAGGAUAACCCCGGGGUGCACCCGGCCACCUUCGCCGCCCACACGGCGCCUGCCUACUACCCCUACGGCCAGUUCCAAUACGGCGACCCCGGGCGACCCAAGAACGCCACGCGCGAGAGCACCAGCACGCUCAAGGCCUGGCUCAACGAGCACCGCAAGAACCCCUACCCCACCAAGGGCGAGAAGAUCAUGCUGGCCAUCAUCACCAAGAUGACCCUCACGCAGGUCUCCACCUGGUUCGCUAACGCGCGCCGGCGCCUCAAGAAGGAGAACAAGGUGACGUGGGGCGCGCGCAGCAAGGACCAGGAGGACGGCGCCCUCUUCGGCAGCGACACGGAGGGCGACCCCGAGAAGGCGGAGGACGACGAGGAGAUCGACCUGGAGAGCAUCGACAUCGACAAGAUCGACGAGCACGACGGCGAUCAGAGCAACGAGGACGAGGAGGACAAGGCGGAGGCGCCGCGCGCGCCCGCCGCCCCGACGAGCGUGCUGGCUCGGGACCGGAGCUCCCCGCUGGCGGCGGCCGACCUGCUGAAGCCGCCAGACUCGCCCUUGGGCCUGGCCAAGGAGAUCCCCGAUCCCGGCAGCACUCGCCUGCUCAGCCCCGGCAGCGCCGCGACGGGGGGCCUGCAGGGCGCCCCGAACAGCAAGCCCAAGAUCUGGUCCCUGGCCGAGACCGCCACGAGCCCCGACGGCGCGCCCAAGGCGUCCCCCCCGCCGCCCGCGGGCCACCCCGGCGGCGCGCACGGGCUGCAGCACCCAGCCUUCCUGCCCAGCCACGGACUGUACACCUGCCACAUCGGCAAGUUCUCCAACUGGACCAACGGCGCGUUCCUCGCGCAGGGGUCGCUGCUGAACAUGCGCUCCUUCCUGGGGGUGGGCGCGCCCCACGCCGCGCCCCACGGCCCCCACCUGUCGGCACCGCCGCCGGCGCAGCCGCCGGUCGCCGUGGCCGCCGCCGGGGCGCUGCACGUCGACAAGGCCUCAGCCCGGUGCAGCCCUGCCCUUCCAGAGAGAGACCUGGUCCCGACGCCCGAUUCGCCGGCCCAGCAGUUAAAAUCGCCCUUCCAGCCGGUACGCGACAACUCGCUGGCUCCGCAGGAGGGAACGCCGCGGAUCCUAGCCGCCCUGCCGUCUGCCUGAUUCUGGGUCUUCUUUUACUUUUGAGAGGGGUGGGUGGGAGUUGGGGAGGGAGGGGUGCGGGAGGAAUUAAGACGAAUAUUCCAGACUGGUGUACAGGACGGACGGGACGACGCGUCCAUCGCUUCCCGCAGCAGCCGCGGCCCGGGGGCGGCCACCGCGCGCGCGCCCGCCCGCCCGGGUGCCCGGGUGCCCGGGUGGACCGUCCGGCUCGGUAACUGCCCCCCACGUGCUUGUGUCUUCCUUUUCUUUGUUUUCCUUUCUGUAUAUAGUGAUUUCAGAUUGUAAAUAGCGCGUCAGCGAACUUGUCUAAAUCAUAUAUUUUUGUCUAAUAAACUAAAUGAAAUGAUGCCCCA